UUACACACCUCCUCUGUGAGAGACUUCAGGAGUUCGGUUUCGGUGCGCACGUUGAAAUAACACCUCUGCUAACUUCACGUCUAUUUCUAUACCCAUGUUAGUUACUCUUUAGUUGUCUACGGCAAAAAUGACUCUUCCCUACAGCCAAACCGUAACUACUCUCAAAAGGGUCACCGUCGCGGAACCGACGUCACCAACUUUUAUCCCGACUUCUCCGGUCGGUAUAAACGAUGGCACUACGACUUACCGAACGGUAAAUAUUAGCGGAGCUCAGAUGCAGCCGGUCGGGAUAAACGAUGGCACGACGACUUACCGAACGGUAAACAUUGCCGGAGGUCAACUCCAGCCGAUCCAGUACAUAAACAGCGGGAUGGACGGGACCAUGAUGUACGGGGGCGCGCGUUACCUGGUGCCCGUACAGCAGCGCCAGGAGUCUGUCAUGCUCGUGAGUCAGGCGCCGCGCAUCGCGUACGUACAAAGCGUGCAGCCGGUGACCGUCGAGACUGACAUCUACAGACAAGAAUCAAUAAAUGGACAAUCUUCAUCUGUCUCCAGCCCGGUCAAGAGCCCCGAACCCUUAGAGUCAGAGACAACGGAGACCUCCAGCAUCCAUGAGGAGUACGUGGAGAGAAAUGUGAAGAACACUCAUAUCAACACAGAGGUCGUCGAGGUGGACCAGGUGGAAAAGAUGGACAACCGCUUCUUUGGCGAGCUUCUUGCUGAGGUCUACCGCAAGAACAUUGACAUUCACACCUGCAUCUCCGAUCAUGUGUCCAAGAUCCGUGGAAGGAAACACCUUUUGGACCCCACCAUUGACUACAAGGUGGAGAAAGAAGAAAUAGAGGCGCUUAUACCAAAAGGAGCGUCUGAACUGACUAAGCAACAGAUCCGCUACCUGCUGCAGACCCGUCUGACGGCUGAUAAGGCCAUGCGGCUGUUGUUGACCACAUUCAGUAGCCUGAGAGAGGAGCUGGUGCACCUGCAGGACGAUCUGAGGCGGUUGGAGAGUGAAAAGGAGGGGUUGGAGAGAGAUCUGAGCUUUAAAGCAGAUCAGGCUUCCCAGUACGACAGACUACUGGAGACCGUCCGUGAACACAACAGACAACUGCAGAUGGCUGUAAAAGAGAGUAACAAUGCUCAACGUGCUCUCGAGAGUCAGGUAAUGGACUUCCAGAGCAAAGAUCCCAGCAAAGACUACCAGAUCAAAGAGCUUGAGAGCAACAGGAGAGCUCUUGAACAGGAGAAUGAAAUUCUGAGGAAGAAGUUGGCAGGACAGGGCAGCAGUUCCGGUCUUGAGGUCAAAACACAGGAGCUGUCCAGACAGUAUGAACAGAUGCUGAAGGAUCUACGAGAGGAGAAGGAGAGAGAACUCAAGAGCAUGCGGUCUCAGCUGGUAAAGAUCCAGACAGAGCGGACCAUAACACAAACCACUGACACCAGCGGCUUGGAAAUGCGCAUCAAAGAGCUUAUUUCUAAACUGGAACUGCGUGAAACUACCAUCAAACAGCAGGAGGAGGAGAUCAGACGACUCAGAAUGCAGAAGACUGACAGUAGUAGUCACUCUAGUAACAGCACGAGCCAAACCAUUGUUACCAAGAGAUACCAAACCCAGUAUCCUAUUCUGGGUCUGCUGAAUGAUGAUUAUAAGUACACAGCGCCUAUUAAAGAGGACAGAACCAUUGUCUUCCAGACGACGGGGGAGUCGAUCAAGCGGUACUGAACAGGAAGAUGUCCAAGACCCUCCCCAAAACCCCAUUCUUUACCUGUCUGCCUGCACACAGCCCAUUCCCUUUUCCCAAUAGCUCUUAAUGAUGCUGAUGGAAUUUGAUAAUGCAUUUACAGCACACUCGGACCAAAAAAGGACCAGAACAACAUCUGACAGUCUGACUGGGUUUGAAUUAAAGGCUGCCCUUAAAUCGCUGGUUACUUUAAUCCUACUGUAGCUUAUUUGUUGUUGACUGAGGGUUGUAUUAACGCUCAUUUUGCAGACGCUUUGCAUCCUCACUUCAUAUCAACCAUCAGAACCUUAAGGAGCCUUCGGUUAACACUACUGAAAUCGUAUAUAUUAGGAGAAAUGGUUUGCAUGUAUUAUAUAACUUCAUUGGAAAAAAGUAUUGUCGGCUAUGUAAAUGGUGGUUGAAGGUCAUGUUAGGUUUCUUUUAAUUCAUUUAGUUUUACUAAUUUUGACUUCUUUAAGCAAUGUUGGAGAGAGGAUGCUUUAUCUAGUGGGAUGCUAUCUAAAGGGAUGCAUGUAUGUAUAAGUGGUCAAUGGAUAUAGAUUUUUUUUAAUGGCCCAUGUCGAUAUCUCUAUAGCACUUUACCAAAAGAAUAAGCAAAACAUUACAAUUAUUUUGUAUAAAAAAAUCUGAUACAUUGACAAAGCUGUUGAUUGGUACUGACACAAGGGGGCGCUAACACUACUGUUAAUUGGUAAAAGGGUAUCGCUGUAGAGUGCCACAGGAAUGACAUGUUUGUAGUCAAAACCCAAAAGCAAAUUAGCAUUUUAGCACUUCCUAAAUGCAACAUGGGCACCAGUGUCCCGAUGAAUUCGGGUUGGCCUACAAAAAUAGGUUAUCCCUGUGGCACUCUAUUAAGGGUUAUCUAGCUGAUACAUCUGUAGACCACUAAUAUGCAGUGUAAGCUGGUGAGGGGUUUUACUAGUUUUAAAUGGUUUAUACUGCAUGGGGUUAUUGCGUUGGGUGUAAUAUAUCCAGUCUCAAACUGGAUAGAAGAGGUCACUGCUGUACUUCUGUUUUGAUCUGCCCAUUUUCAGUGUUUUUCUACUGUUUUAUUUUACGUAAUGGGAAAUCUUGAUGGGACAUUCUGUAAUUUACGAGUGUUGAGUUUUCCUUCAUUACAAGUGGAUGUCAAAAUUUUCAUUUUGCUCUAGUUAGUGGUCUGUAACUAUAGAGCUAUGUCUUAAUGGCUACAAACUAUGUAGCAAUAAUGUUAGCUUUAAAUCAUACAAAACUUAAUGGACUUUUUGUAGCAUUUCGCUAGACUUUUUAAAAUACCUCAGUGAGACUUAAGAAUCCAUACAUUUAUUCUCAGUUCUUCUCUUUAAAUCUUUAAACAACACUGUUAUUAAAGAAAAUAAAAUGUCUGAUGUGUGAUAUCCUGACCAAAUGCUACUUUUAUUAAAGAAUGUUGGAGUGGCCCUUUAAAUUCAGAAACUUUAUAAAAACACUGUUGCAUCUGCAGCAUCAGCUGUUUUAUAGAUCGAAUGUAACAUUUUAUAGUGUGCUUGAAAUAAAGAAUAUUUUCUUUCUCUUGA
This is a messenger RNA of Misgurnus anguillicaudatus (oriental weatherfish), 3274 nucleotides long. It is a transcript of the gene pof1b, whose product is annotated as POF1B actin binding protein. Gene Ontology annotation, cellular component: bicellular tight junction; actin filament; adherens junction. Gene Ontology annotation, biological process: actin filament organization; bicellular tight junction assembly; epithelial cell morphogenesis. The record is from RefSeq and is a predicted model, not a curated record. Lineage: Eukaryota; Metazoa; Chordata; Actinopteri; Cypriniformes; Cobitidae. Gene Ontology annotation, molecular function: actin filament binding.